AUGACACGGUUAUGGCAGACCUCCGGUUAUAGGGGUCUGUCCCUUAUUUAUUUUUUCUUUUACAUAGCCUUCUUGUAUCUCGCGAAGGAGGCUUCAGCACAAACUGUACAGCGAACAGGCUUCGAUAAAACACCUGAUAAAUUUUUUUAUUUCAAAGAUUCACAAGUUAUUCUAUGGCUCGAUGCCGUCUCACAUACCCUUUACCGUUCAGAAGACCAAGGCAAACAAUGGGAUAAAGUAACAGCCAUUGCGGACGAUGAAGCAAAUUUUCUAUAUGAGCAUCCUUUCGACAGCGACAGAGCUUAUGUUAUUGGUAAAAAUAAGAGGCAUUGGCGAACAACGGACAAAGGAAAAUCAUGGCAAGAGUUCAAUACACCUGUUGAGCCUGCUGCCGUAGGUCCUCAUUUAUCAUUUCAUGCAGAACGUUCUAGUUAUGUUCUAUUCACAGGUUUCAAAUGUAAACUUGGGUCUUGGACAGGUGUUGAUUGUCAUGACGAGACUUAUUAUACAAUCAACAAUUUCGACGAUAUCAAUCUCUUAAGGACGCACACGUCAUCUUGUAUUUGGAGCUUAUCUAGCAAACAAUUCGAAAAUGCCCCUGUGAAAGAAGUGAUGUGUGUUGAAUCACCUAGAAAAUCCGGCAUUACUACUCUAUUCGACCCUGAAGAUUUUCGUCUUGUACAAUCCGAAGACUUUUUCAAAACUGAGCAAGUGGUUGAUUUCAAUACUGGCACUGAAGUCAAAGGUGUUAUUGCAGUGAGUGCCAUCAACCGGUUCAUUGUAGCGGUCGUCAAACCGUCAGCAGACACUUCAGAUAUGAUACUGUAUGUCUCACAAGAUGGUGAAAAUUGGCAUAAAGCUGUGUUCCCAGAGGGUGCCAAUUUGCAUGAGAAAGCCUUCACCAUUGUCGAAAGUCCAGGCCCCGCUUUAAUGAUUGAUGUGUUGAGUGGUAGCAGUGAUCAAUUCGGUUCCAUGUAUAAAUCCAACUCAAACGGAACUUUCUUCAUCAAGAGCUUAGAGAAUACGAAUAGAAAUAUGAUGGGUUUCAUUGAUUUUGAACGUAUUCAAGGUGUAGAAGGAAUUCUAAUCGCAAAUGCAGUGAUGAACCCUAAACAAGUCGAUUCUAAAAGUGCAGACAAACAGGUGAACACGCGUAUGAGUUUCGAUGAUGGAGCUACCUGGAAGGAAAUCACGAAUGUAAAGGAUAUGAAUGGAAAGGAUUUAAGCUGCUUUGAUAAACAGUGUGCCCUCCAUCUACACUCAGUCACAUCAAACCAUAAUUACGGUCAGGUAUCGUCAGCUGAAUCGGCAGUAGGCGUUAUCAUGGGAGUAGGCAAUUAUGGUGCUCAUUUGUUAGAAUACGAUGAAUGUGAUACUUUCUUAUCUACUGAUUAUGGCCUUUCAUGGAAGAUGGUUCGAGAAGGUGCCCACAAGUAUGAGUUUGGCGAUCAAGGCGCUUUUUUAGUCUUGGUGGACGAUGAAAAAGAAACGGAUCAUGUUUGGUAUAGUAAAAACCGCGGAGAAAGCUGGGAGAAACUCGAUCUUGGUAUUUCUAUUCGUGCUAGAAUGCUUACCACAGAUCCUGAAUCAACGUCACGAAAGUUUUUGUUAGUGGGCAGUUCGGUUCGAUCUUCCGACACGAAAGUACAGGCUAUUCAGCUCGACUUUACUGAUAUCUUCUCCCGUCAAUGCGUGCUCAAUGAAAAAGAUGAAAACAAGAGUGAUUUUGAAAAGUUUGUUGCUCGUGACCUUACAGAUGGACCGGACUGUUUGAUGGGACAUGAACAGAUAUUUUAUCGUCGCAAGGCAGAUCGUGAUUGUUAUGUUGGACGAGAUUUCCAAGACCCUGUUAUAGAAUUAAAGGAUUGUCCUUGUUCUCGUCAAGAUUAUGAAUGUGAUUAUAACUUUGUUUUCAAUGAGGAUGGUACCUGUGUUCGCAUUGGCCCGGAUUUGAUAUCAGAGGAUGUGUGUAAAUCGAAAGAUAGUAUCUAUCCUGCUUCCAGCGGAUAUCGACUCAUUCCUGGAAAUACUUGCAUUAUUGGCGAAGGGAAGGCAUUAGAUGAACCUGUAGAUCGUAAAUGCAGCGAAAACAAGGAUGGAAUUAUUCCCAAUGCAGCAACAAACUCGGACAGCAAUAAAAGUAAUAGUAAGAUUGCGGCAAAGCCUUCAGAUGAAGACAUUGCUAAAUAUACAACGAUCUUUGAUGAUGAAAUCGAACAAUUCCUCUAUUUCUGUGACUCUGAAGCUGUUCUUAUACGAUUACAAAACGGUGAACUAUGGCGUUCAAGUAACCAAGGCGUCAAGUGGGAAUCCGUUUUAAAGGAUGCAGGCCCAGUCAGCAAUAUUGUGCUACAUGAAUUUGAUAACAACCGAGCCUAUGCAGUUCUAGCUGAUGGCUUACACUUAACAGAGGACCAAGGUGCUAGUUGGCGUACGGUGAAAUUACCCUUACCGCCCAGCCGACGUGCCAGUAACACUUUGGAUUUCCAUCCACAGGAGAAAGAUUGGCUCUUAUUUGUUGGAGAGUCUUGGGAAACUGAACCUCAUAACGAAGCUUUUAUCUCUCGUGACCAUGGAAACUCGUGGGAUUCACUUGAAAUGUAUGUUGAAAAGUGUAUAUUUGGUCGUGAUUCAAAGUAUGCCAUUGAGAAAGAGACUAUUUUUUGCUCGAUAUAUGAUAAAAAUCAGAUAGGCGGAAAUCUGAAACUGGUGCGCACUACUGAUUGGGGACGUACCAAAGAAUCUUACUUUGAUAACAUUGUUGAAUUUUUUGUCGUGGAAGAUUUCAUGGCAGUUGCCUCCAGCAAAAAGGGUGAGCUUAGUCUGUAUGUAAGCAUGAACGGCAAAACAUUUUCAGAAGCUGAGUUCCCGCCAGAUCAGUAUAUCAACCGAAACACAUUCACUGUUCUUCAGUCAACCACACACGCCAUCUUGCUCAAUAUCUUCAAAUCCACCGGCUUUGGAACAGCUUAUGGUGCACUCUAUAAAUCAAAUGAAAACGGCACCUUUUAUCAUCUAUCUUUGGACAACACAAACGGCGAUGGUCUGGGUUACGUCGACUUUGAAAAGAUACAAAAUGUAGAUGGCAUUAUCCUUGCUAAUCAGGUAUGGAAUACAGAUGAGCUUGUCGGCAACCUAGACAAGACAAAGAAAGUUCGUACAAUGAUCAGUUGGGAUGAUGGUGGACACUGGCAAACACUCCCUCCACCUAAAAAUUUUGACUGUGCCAGCAAAGGAUGCUCUCUUAACUUACAUAGCCGCACAGACAUUCAUGGUCCUGGAGCUAUCUUUUCUUCUAGUGGUGCUCCUGGUCUUGCUAUGGGCGUUGGUAAUGUGGGAGCUUCGAUGACGGCCUAUACAGAGAGCGAUACUUUCUUGACCCGUGAUGGUGGACAUACCUGGGAACUCAUCCAAGAAGGCGAACACUUUUAUGAAUUCGGUGAUCAGGGUUCCAUUUUGGUCUUGGUGACAGACGAAAAACCGACCAAAGAACUCUUAUAUUCUUGGGAUCAGGGAGAGACAUGGAACAGCUAUCAAUUCAGCGCUGACGACAUCCGUGUUAAUACAUUGACUACGGAUCCUAAAUCCUCUACCCUCAAAUUUAUCAUUAUCGGCCAUACACGUGGAACCGAGAGAGCACAAGUGGUUAUUACUGUCGAUUUCUCAGAUGCAGGGCUACCCAAGUGUAAACUAGACAAGAAGAAUGAGGAAAAGAGCGACUUUGAACAGUGGAUUCCAAAAGAUGAUGAUGGUGAUGAUGCCUGCUUGCUUGGCCAAAAGACAGCUUAUUGGCGUCGUAAAAAGGAUCGUAAAUGCGUCGUUGGUGCACAAUUCCACGAUCCUGAAGUGCUUACUGUAAAUUGUGAAUGUCGUGAUAUCGAUUUUGAGUGUGACUUUGGAUUUUGGCGUAAUGAUAAGAAUGAAUGUGUGUUUGACGGUCGACAUCCCGACAGACCUGCUAAAUGUGAACCUGGUCAAACCUUCAAAGGAAGAUCUGGCUAUAAAAAGAAUGCUAGAAGUGUUUGUAUUGGCGGUACCAACCUUGAGGAACAAAAAGAAUGGCCCUGUGGUAAAGGAGGUGACAUUGAAAGCAGCAUUACUGAAUUCUCAGACCGCGUUGUGGAUUACAUCUAUUUCACAGAUACGGACCGUGUUAUGAUUCGCACAUUUGACGGUAAAGUCUGGCUUAGCGAAAAUGAUGGUUAUAGUUGGAAGGAACUCUUUUCCGGGCAUAAGAUCAUUUCCAUAUACCAGAAUCCUUUCUUUGAUUCAAGAGCUUUCUUUAUCACCGAAGGUACCACACACUUUGUCACCAACGACAAGGCCUCCAGUUUCGACGAAAUACAAGUACCUCUUUCACCUCUCAACUACCUUCAAGGAACUGUGAUGAGCUUCCACAACGAUGAUCCUGACUACGUCAUUUAUAUUGGUGAGAAAGAUUGUGCUGGAUUAGGCUCCAAAUGCCACUCAGAAGCAUUUUACUCGCGUGAUAAUGGCCGUAGCUGGGCUACUAUCGGUACUUACAUGCGCUCCUGUAUCUGGGGUAGAGAGGGUGCCAUCGAAACCACACACCGUAAUUCUAUCUUCUGUGAACAGUACCGCGAACAAUCUGGCAAUCAAUUGUCACUCUUUGGAAGUAUGUUACAGUUAGUGGCAUCCCAAAACUAUUUCCACGACAAACAUGUUGUUUUUGAUGACAUUGUCGGCGUGACAGUGUUUGGCAAAUACAUGGUUGUGGCCGCAUCCAAGAAUGGCGGAUCGAAUCUUCGUCUUUUUGUUAGCCUCGAUGGUACCACAUUUGCACCUGCCGCUUUCCCUAGCUCCUUCGAUGUAUCACCUGAAGCCUUUACCAUCAUGGAGUCGCUCAAUUCCCUUUGGAUUCAUGUCUCCACAAACACCCAUAGAGGCAGUGAGUUUGGCACAAUUUUCACCUCGAACUCUAACGGCACCUAUUACACUAUUUCACUUGAAAACGCUAACCGCAACGAAAUGGGCAUUGUCGACUUUGAAAAAAUGCAGGGUAUCGAAGGUAUCGCUAUCGCUAAUGUGGUAAGCAAUCCUGGUCAAGCCAACAAGGGUGACCCCAAGAAAUUGAUUACACGUAAAACAGUCGAUGCAGGUGGUCAUUGGAGCGCUCUCACUCCUCCCACGAAGGAUAGCGAGGGCAAACCUUAUGAUUGCAAGGGUUCUGAUUGUGCUCUGCAUCUCCACUGUUACUCUGAACGUCAAAAUUCUCGUGAUUUAUUCAGUCUUUCUAGUGCUGUUGGAUUAAUGGUCGGUGUAGGAAAUGUAGGAACGAGUUUAUCACCUUACCGUGAUGGCGAUAUGUUCCUGACGCGUGAUGCCGGUAAAACAUGGACAGAAAUCCAAAAGGGCGCUCAUCUUUGGGAGUUUGCCGAUCAAGGUGCACUUCUGAUUCUUGUAGAUAACGAGCAGCCUACUAAUUUUGUCAAGUAUACUACCAAUGAGGGUUUAACUUGGAAGACCUAUGAAUUUACCAAGAAGAAUGAAAAAGUUAUCAUUGAAGACAUUAUUACCCAGCCUGAUGGCACAAGUCAAAAAUAUGUCUUGUUUGGAUUAAAGAAUGGCAAAACUGUAGCCUACCAUAUCGACUUUAGCGCUAUUCAUCCUACAAAAUGUAUCCUGGAUGAAAAUCAUCCUAACGAUGAUGAUUUUGAAUUGUGGAGCCCAGAAGAUACACGUGGAGAGAAGUGUCUCUUUGGUCGUGAAGUGCAAUAUUAUCGCCGUAUACAGGAUCAUGAUUGCUAUAUCGGUGAAAAGCUGGUUCAACCUAGAGAAGUCGUUCGUAACUGUACCUGUACUGAGGCAGAUUAUGAAUGUGACUUCAACUUCCUUCGCGAUGCCAAUAACAAGUGUGUUUUGGUUCCUGGGCUUUCGCCACUUGAACCUGUUUGUGAUGGCACUAGAGAUUUUUACUAUACACCCACAGGUUAUCGCAAGAUUGCUGCCUCGACUUGCCAAGGUGGUAAGGAGCUAGAUAAAAUUGGUGCUGAACAGAUGUGGUGUCCAGGUGCCAGUCGCCGUUCACAUGGAUGGAUUGCAUUUAUUUUUGCACCUAUCAUAGGUGCUGGCCUUGUGUUUGCCGCACUUCAAUACCGUCGACGUGGUGGAUUUGGUCGUAUUCGUCUUCCUGACAGCCUUCAUCAGCAAGCUGGUUCCUCUCCAUUCGUUUCUAAUCCAAUUGUCGCGAAGAUUGUAUCAGCAGCAGUUGUCAUUCCUGUAGCUAUCGCCGGCAUCUUUUCUCGGAUUCGUCUUCCAACCUCAUUCUCUGAUAUAAGCCGCUCUUUUGGUAAUUGGGAGUGGCCCUCUUUCUUAUCCAGACGACGACGUUCUGGUGGUUAUACUGCUUUGGGACAAGACGAGCAGGCCGGUGUGUUAUUAGAAGAUUAUGAUGGUUCCGAAGAACAUCUAAUUGAUGAAGCAGACGAGCUAGAUGAUGCCGAUGAAUUUUAA
This is a messenger RNA of Mycotypha africana, 6474 nucleotides long. RefSeq lists its product as uncharacterized. Gene Ontology annotation, biological process: protein targeting to vacuole; Golgi to endosome transport; Golgi to vacuole transport. The transcript is spliced from 8 exons. The record is from RefSeq and is a predicted model, not a curated record. The coding region runs from base 1 to 6474 and encodes 2157 amino acids. NCBI's taxonomy places the organism in Eukaryota, Fungi, Mucoromycota, Mucoromycetes, Mucorales, Mycotyphaceae. Gene Ontology annotation, cellular component: membrane; Golgi apparatus. Gene Ontology annotation, molecular function: protein binding.